CAGUACAAUACAAAAUAAAAAUAAAAUGCAGUGUUUGUGUUAUUUCGUGUUACAAAUUAUUUGAAUUGUUAUUUUGAAGAAUACUUUGGGACUUAUUUUAUUUUGCUUAAUUAUAAUGACGGAGAGUGAAGAAGAGUAUUUAGAAGAUAGUGGUAACGGUGUAAAUUUAACAGGAUUUCUUUUUGGAAAUAUUGAUGAAUUAGGAAAUUUAGAAAGCGAUAUUUUGGACCCAGAAUCGCAGAAACAAUUAUCUCUGUUGGGAAAGUUAGCAUUUGGAUCAAUUUUAAAGGAAGUAAUAGGCGAAGAAGAAAUCCAGACUAAAACAGACUAUGAGUAUAGUUUUGCACAAAAUGAAAAUCUACAUAAUUUAGAUAGCACUGACAAUGCAGAUCAGUCUGAAAAUUAUGAUCAAAAAUCUCCGUCAGCUGAAGAUUUCUUUGACAUCAAUGAACUGGCAAAUGAAGAGGAUCCACCCUCCUUAAAUGAAAUCAAUGAGAUUAGCUACGUGAAAGAGUCGAAACUUGAUGAAAAACUAAUGCCACCUCCUGCAAUCCCCGACGGUUCAUCAUCUAAUGUUUUAGAAACAGCGGAAGGAAUAGAUAAGAAGAAAUUGGAUACACCACUUGCUGCUAUGCUACCCUCAAAAUAUGCUAAUAUUGAUGUCACCGAAUUAUUUCCUGAUUUUAGGCAUGGAAAGGUAUUAAGAUUUUCAAGAUUAUUUGGUCCGGGUAAGCCAACCAGUUUACCAAAUAUUUGGAAAAAUGUUAGGAAGAAACGGAAGAAAAGAAAGCAUAAAGAACACGAUUCGGAUUCAUCUGAUGAUGAAAAACCAAAACAUCGGGGAUGGUUUCCUGAUUAUGCUUUAAACGUAUCUCCAGAUCAAAUUAAAAGUGAUGAUGAGGAGAAGUUUUUAAAAGCUAUUGAACAUCCUAGUGAAAGUAAUAAACAAGAUGCCGAAAAAAAAGACGAGUCUGGUCCUAAAGCGGCAGAUUGGCGAUUUGGACCUGCACAAAUUUGGUAUGAUAUGUUAGAUGUCCCAGAAACAGGAGAUAAUUUUAAUUAUGGCUUUAAAGUAACCAAUGAGAGAAUGACAUUUAAAAGUACACCUGAGGUGGAAAAUAAUGAAUUUUCCGAUGAUGCGUUUCUUAUGGUAACUCAACUUCAUUGGGAAGACGAUGUUGUAUGGGAUGGAAAUGAUAUUAAACAUAAGGUAUUACAAAAAUUAAAUAGCAAAACCAAUGCUGCUGGAUGGGUUCCAAGUAGUGGUAAUAGAACAGCACAGGCAUUUAGUCAACCUGGCAAAGCAGGUAAUAUUAGGAUGCCGAUAAAUUCAAACCCACCACUUCCAGGUUUAAAACAAAAAACACAAUUACAGUUUACUAGACAAAGAAACGAUCAAGAUCAAGACGAUACAUGGUAUUCCAUAUUUCCUGUAGAAAAUGAAGAUUUAGUUUAUGGGAAGUGGGAAGAUGAUGUAAUUUGGGAUACUGAAAGCAUGAGCAAUAUUCCUAAACCUUCCAUAUUAACUUUAGAUCCUAACGAUGAAAAUAUUAUUUUAGGCAUACCUGACGAUAUAGAUCCCUCAAAACAAAUUGCAGGCCAAGCUACUCCCGUUAAAGUCAAAAUUCCUCAUCCUCACGUUAAAAAAUCUAAAAUUCUUCUUGGUAAGGCUGGAGUUAUAAAUGUGCUUCAGGAAGAUACACCACCUCCGCCGCCAAAAUCGCCGGAUAGAGAUCCGUUUAACAUAUCUAAUGACAUAUUUUAUCAGCCUCGUGCGUCUGAAUCUACACUACGAUUAAAGGUUGGAGGUGGCAACUUAAUUCAACAUUCCACACCUGUUGUUGAACUAAGAGUUCCAUUUAUACAGACUCAUAUGGGUCCUAUGAGAUUAAGGAAUUUUCAUCGUCCUCCAAUGAAGCGCUUUUCUCAUGGAAAGUUAGCAAAUCCAGGACCUCAUUCUGCAUUGCCUUUAGUCAAGUACAUUAAGAAAAAAGCUAAACAAAGAGAACAAGAAAGGAUGGCUUCUGGAGGUGGUGAUGUAUUUUUUAUGAGAACACCAGAAGACUUGACUGGCAGAGACGGUGAUUUAGUUUUAGUGGAAUUUUGUGAAGAACAUCCUCCUCUUAUGAAUCAAGUGGGAAUGUGUUCUAAAAUAAAGAACUAUUAUAAAAGAAAAGCUGCUAAAGAUGUAGGACCUCCAACUUAUAAAUAUGGAGAAACGGCUUAUGCACAUACUUCCCCAUUUUUGGGAAUUUUACAUCCAGGUCAAUCUAUACAAGCUAUCGAAAAUAAUAUGUAUCGAGCUCCCAUCUACCGUCAUCAGAUACCUUCUACAGAUUUUUUAAUUAUACGAACCAGACAACAAUAUUACAUUAGAGAAAUCGAUUCUCUAUUCGUUGCUGGCCAAGAAUGUCCAUUAUAUGAAGUACCUGGUCCGAAUUCUAAACGUGCAAAUAAUUUUGUUAGAGAUUUUUUACAAGUAUUUAUAUAUCGUCUGUUUUGGAAAAGUAAGGACAAUCCCAGGCGUAUAAAAAUGGACGAUAUUAAAAGAGCUUUUCCGUCACAUUCGGAAAGUAGCAUAAGAAAGAGACUUAAACUUUGUGCUGACUUUAAAAGAACUGGAAUGGAUUCGAAUUGGUGGGUUAUAAAACCUGAAUUUCGAUUGCCCACGGAGGAAGAAAUUAGGGCCAUGGUAUCUCCCGAACAGUGUUGUGCUUAUUUUAGUAUGGUAGCUGCUGAACAGAGAUUAAAGGAUGCUGGUUAUGGAGAAAAAUUUAUUCUUACGCCAGCGGAAGAUGACGACGAGGAAAUGCAAUUAAAAAUGGACGAUGAAGUUAAAGUCGCUCCUUGGAAUACGACUAGAGCAUAUAUACAAGCUAUGAAAGGCAAAUGUUUGCUACAGUUAAAUGGACCUGCUGAUCCUACAGGAUGCGGUGAAGGGUUUAGUUAUGUAAGGGUACCGAAUAAACCGACUCAGAGUAAAGAAGAUCAGGAAUCACAGCCAAAAAGAACUGUUACAGGUACUGAUGCCGAUCUUAGAAGAUUAUCUCUGAAUAACGCUAAAGCACUUCUCCGAAAAUUUGGAGUACCAGAAGAGGAGAUCAAAAAACUCUCCCGUUGGGAAGUCAUCGAUGUUGUACGUACUCUAUCUACAGAGAAAGCUAAAGCUGGCGAAGAAGGAAUGGACAAAUUUUCGAGAGGAAAUAGAUUUUCAAUUGCUGAACACCAGGAGAGAUAUAAAGAAGAAUGCCAACGAAUUUUUGAUUUGCAGAAUAGAGUUUUAGCUAGUUCCGAAGUCUUAAGUACUGAUGAAGGUGAAAGUUCUGAAGAUGAGAGCGAUGAAGAUAUAGAAGAAAUGGGGAAAAAUAUUGAAAAUAUGUUGGCAAAUAAAAAAACUAGUACCCAGUUAUCCCUUGAAAGAGAGGAACAAGAACGACAAGAAUUAAGAAAAAUGAUUUUGGAAGGGGAGAAAGAUAAAAAUAAGGAUAAGAAGAAGGACGAAGAAGAAAGUCAAGAUCAAUCUAUUUUCUCUCAACAAGGAAGGGUUUUAAAAAUAAUAAGAACGUUUAGACAUCCUAGUGGAAAAGAAUACACUCGAGUAGAAUAUGUAAGAAAACCAGCAGUGAUAGAUGCAUACGUCAAGAUCAGAACUACUAAGGAUGAUAGUUUUAUUAGACAAUUUGCUACACUAGACGAGGCACAAAAAGAAGAGAUGAAGAGAGAAAAGAGAAGGAUUCAAGAACAACUUAGAAGGAUAAAAAGGAAUCAAGAAAAAGAAAGAUUAAUAAUGGUACAACAGCAAUUACCAAAAACAUCUUUAGCUCCAAAUAUUCCAACUGAAAAGUUGCCAAAUCCAAGCGAAAUACCUACAUCGCCAUCCGCUCCUACAAAAAGCGCGACAACUAGCCCAUCAAAAAGUAGAAGAAAAACGAAACUUAAACCAGACUUAAAACUUAAAUGUGGUGCAUGUGGAAAUGUGGGCCACAUGAGAACAAAUAAGGCCUGUCCGUUAUAUCAUAAUAUUGUUGGGGGAAAUUGUUCCUCCAUGAAUGUAGCUUUAACGGAGGAACAAGAAGAAGAAAUUGAAAAACAGUUGAAUACCGAUGAUGAAGAUUUAGUCAACGUCGAUGGAACAAAAGUAAAACUUUCCGGAAAGCUAAUUAAACAUGCUGAAGAAAUGAAAAGGAGAAGUCUUCUAUUAAAAGUACCUAGAGAUGUGAUUGGGAAAAAGAAAAGAAAAGCUUUAUCAGAUUUGCAUUGCGAUUAUUUAAAGAAACAUAAUAAACCCGCUAACAGACGAAGAACUGACCCGGUCGUUGUGUUAUCAACAAUCCUAGAAAAUAUUCUUAAUGAAAUGAGAGAUAUGCCUGAUGUACAACCUUUUUUGUUUCCCGUCAAUUCUAAAAUUGUUAUUGAUUAUUACAAAAUUAUUCAGAGACCAAUGGACUUACAGACAAUAAGAGAGAAUCUCAGGCAGAAAAAAUACCAGAGUCGCGAAGAGUUUUUGGCUGAUGUGAACCAAAUAGUUGAAAACUCGACGUUAUAUAAUGGAGCCAAAAGUAGUCUAACAGUAGCAGCCACAAGGAUGUUAAAUAAAUGUGUAGAGAGAUUAAGGGAAAAGGAAGAACGAUUAAUACGUCUAGAGAAAGCUAUAAACCCUCUUUUAGAUAACGAUCAAGUUGCUUUUACAUACUUAUUAGAGAAUAUUUUGAAUACUAGAUUAAAAUCAUUGUCAGAGUCAUGGCCUUUCCAUAAACCAGUAAAUAAAAAGAAUGUAAAAGAUUACUACACAAUAAUUAAGAGGCCAAUGGAUUUAGAGACCAUUUCUAAAAAGAUUAUCACUCAUAGAUAUCACAACCGACAUGACUUUUUAGUAGAUGUGCAGCAAAUACUAGAAAAUUGUAUUUUAUACAAUGGAAAAGAUUCUCCAUAUACUGAGAAAGCAGAAAUGCUAGUUCAUACCUGUAAGGCUGCAUUGGAUGAGUAUGAUGAACACUUAACCCAGUUGGAAAAUAAAUUAGCUUUAGCAGAAGAAAAAGCAAUACAAGACGAUGAAAACUGGAUGGUAAAUGAAGAUGAAAGUUUCUCACUGGUCGAUCAUGAUAGAGUGAGUCAAUCCAGCUCUCCAGAUCACUUAUCAUCGAUAAAGUCGCAACUUGAUGACUACGAUUUUGUUGACGUUGAAGGUGAUAUUACAGUGGAUGAAAUUAGUCCUGAGAAGAAGAUCAAAUCAGAAGAACCUGCAACUUUGGAGCAAGAUUUAGAAUUUUCAAGUGAAGAUGAAUUAGAUGAGGUUCCUCUAACCGAAUUUGAAGAUGAUCAAAAAGGACUAAUAAUAUCUGCAGAACUUCCUGGCGAGGGUGCUGACGAUGACAGUCAGCAGGCGGCAGAAGCAAUGGUUCAAUUAGGAUCUAUGGGUUUUUAUCAGCAAGAGGAAAGUAUGGAUAUAGAUCCGAAUUAUGACCCUUCCGAUUUUCUAAUGUCUGGACUAACAGUAGUAAGAAAAGUUGAAGAAACAAUGCCACGUCAAGGUAUAAAAAUUCACGAUGAUUUAGCAGUGAGUGAAAGUGAAGAUGAGGAAAUUUCACAAGAGAUUCAACCUGAUCAAGAAAAUAUACAAGAAGAAGAUGAUGGAGUGUGGUUUUAAUUAUAAACAUUAAAUUUAUUUUUAUUUUUGUGAAUUUGUUCGAAUUUGAACAAUACCUAGUAGGUACAAGAUAAAAUUAAAAAAAAUAGACAAAAUACAAAAAC
Sitophilus oryzae (rice weevil) is the source of this 5751-nucleotide messenger RNA. RefSeq names its product transcription initiation factor TFIID subunit 1 (gene Taf1). Gene Ontology annotation, biological process: transcription by RNA polymerase II; RNA polymerase II preinitiation complex assembly. Gene Ontology annotation, molecular function: TBP-class protein binding; histone acetyltransferase activity; RNA polymerase II general transcription initiation factor activity. Gene Ontology annotation, cellular component: transcription factor TFIID complex. The transcript has 27 exons. Bases 116 to 5647 code for a protein of 1843 amino acids. The record is from RefSeq and is a predicted model, not a curated record. Lineage: Eukaryota; Metazoa; Arthropoda; Insecta; Coleoptera; Curculionidae.